Molecule: messenger RNA, 2136 nt
Organism: Salvelinus namaycush (lake trout)
Lineage: Eukaryota; Metazoa; Chordata; Actinopteri; Salmoniformes; Salmonidae
Product: transcriptional activator protein Pur-beta-like
Exons: 2
Coding region: 25-1059 (344 amino acids)
Biological process (GO): regulation of transcription by RNA polymerase II
Cellular component (GO): nucleus
Molecular function (GO): DNA-binding transcription factor activity, RNA polymerase II-specific; RNA polymerase II transcription regulatory region sequence-specific DNA binding; purine-rich negative regulatory element binding
Source: RefSeq, a predicted model, not a curated record
AGAAGCUGGCUGGCGGUGCUGAAGAUGGCGGAUGGUGACAGUGGGAGCGAGCGCGGUGGUGGCAGCAGCGGCGGAGGGGGAGGUGGAAGCGGGCACCAGCCCUUCCAGAGAGAGCAGGAGACACAGGAGUUGGCGUCCAAGCGGCUGGACAUCCAGAACAAGCGCUUCUACCUGGAUGUCAAGCAGAACAACAAGGGCAGGUUCAUCAAAAUUGCCGAGGUGGGGGCCGGGGGCUCCAAAAGUCGCCUGACCCUGUCCAUGUCAGUUGCGGCGGAGUUUCGCGAUUACCUGGGAGAUUUCAUAGAGCACUACGCCCAACUGGGGCCUAGCAGCCCGGAGCAGAUCGCACAGUCCUCUGUCGGAGAGGACGGUGGGCCCAGGCGAGCCCUGAAGAGCGAGUUCUUGGUCCGGGAGAACCGUAAAUACUACCUCGAUCUGAAGGAGAACCAGCGGGGGAGGUUCUUGCGGAUCCGACAGACCGUCAACCGAGGGCCCGGGUUCGGAGUAGGUGGGCCGGGAGGAGGCAUGCAGGCCGGCCAGACCAUAGCCCUUCCGGCCCAAGGCUUAAUAGAGUUUAGAGACGCCCUUGCAAAGCUUAUAGAUGAUUAUGGUGGAGACGACGAGGAAUUGGCCCGUGGAACGGCGGUUGGGGGCUAUGGGGAGCUUCCUGAGGGCACAUCCAUCAUGGUGGACUCUAAACGGUUCUUUUUCGACGUCGGGUCAAACAAAUACGGCGUGUUCCUGCGAGUGAGCGAGGUCAAACCGAGCUACAGGAACUCAAUCACCAUCCCGUUCAAAGCAUGGGGAAAGUUCGGAGGUGCUUUCAGCCGGUACGCCGAGGAAAUGAAAGAGAUCCAGGAGCGACAGCGGGAUAAAAUAUGGGAGCAGAGCAGUGUGUCACCUCCCACAACAAUGUGGCCUGGUAUCAAGAGAGUGGCAGGCCUGUUAACCAAUCGGCAACAAGAAAGGACAGUCUCUUCCUACUGUGUGCGUCCCAUCCCACAGGAGCCUGCUUCCCAGUUCAGAACAGUUAGCGCACAUAUUAUGCCACAACGUUGACAUUUUUUGUACGUUUGGUCUUCUGCAAGGGUUUUUUCGGGCUGUUUGUGCACAUUUUUUCUCUCGAAUGCAAGCCGGAGAAAGUCGGUAGCCCCUUUUGACAGAUUGGACAACAGUAGAGAUUUUUCAAUGAAGUGAUUGUUUUCAUUCAAUGAGAGACUAAUCGUUUUAAUGCCAAUUUUUUUUAUUUGAGAAAUACUGCACCAAAUGUCUUCGAUGUAAAAACAUCUAAAUUAAUGACAUAGUGUGCACGAACAGCUGAAAAACCCUUGCCAUAGGCCAAAACGAACAAAAACAUCAAUUUCGUCAUAAUAUAUGCGCAAACUGUUUUGGAUGGGAAGCAUGCGGACGCCUUUACCCACACACCACGGGAGCCUUCUGAUAUGGCCAUUGGAAUUGAUCACUGGGUGAAAUCCAGAGGAGCUGCUACUACUACUGUCACCCAGCCAGCCAAGAGUGUGUAGGGCAUCAAUGAUAAGGUACCAGCACUCUGUCUCAGAGCCCAGGCAUCAACACUCUGUCUCAGAGCCCAGGCAUCAACACUCUGUCUCAGAGCCCAGGCAUCAGCACUCUGUCUCAGAGCCCAGGCAUCAACACUCUGUCUCAGAGCCCAGGCAUCAGCACUCUGUCUCAGAGCCCAGGCAUCAACACUCUGUCUCAGAGCCCAGGCAUCAACACUCUGUCUCAGAGCCCAGGCAUCAGCACUCUGUCUCAGAGCCCAGGCAUCAACACUCUGUCUCAGAGCCCAGGCAUCAACACUCUGUCUCAGAGCCCAGGCAUCAACACUCUGUCUCAGAGCCCAGGCAUCAGCACUCUGUCUCAGAGCCCAGGCAUCAACACUCUGUCUCAGAGCCCAGGCAUCAACACUCUGUCUCAGAGCCCAGGCAUCAGCACUCUGUCUCAGAGCCCAGGCAUCAACACUCUGUCUCAGAGCCCAGGCAUCAGCACUGCCACAUCACCUCACUACCCCUCUGGACAGUAACAACUGGAUAAAUGGUUUCCUUUUUAUUUAGAAAGAUAACUAUAUUGAAAGAAAAUGAUGCUUAUAAGUGAGAUGAUUUAAAAAAAAAAAAAAAA